CAGCCUACAACCUAGGGGCGCAGAAAAGCGAAACUCAAAUAUGUCUGUCCUCCAAUGACGGUUUCACUCAUUUCCAGCAUGGUGGUUGUCAAUAUAACGCUGUGAUCGUGUAAUUUAUUUGCGGAAGGCUCGGCGCAUCGCAUUGCGAUAUGGAAACCCUGAUCCCCAUCAUAAACAGACUGCAGGAGGUUUUCCUCACACUUGGAGCAGAGAUUAUCCAGCUUCCACAGAUCGUAGUGGUGGGAUCACAGAGCAGUGGAAAGAGUUCAGUGUUGGAGAGUUUGGUUGGACGAGACUUCUUGCCCCGAGGUUCAGGAAUAGUCACACGGCGUCCUCUAGUUCUGCAGCUUGUGAAUGUUCCCCCGCUGGAAGAGAGGAGAAAACAAGACAAUGGAAAUGGAGCUAAACAAAACUCUCAAAACAACUAUCCAGGAAUCAAAGCGGAGGAAUGGGCAAUCUUCCUACACUGCAAAAACCAGAUUUUCACAGAUUUUACUGAAAUUCGGAAAGAGAUAGAGGAGGAAACAGACCGCAGUACUAAUAAUAAGGGAAUCAGUCCAGAGCCCAUUUAUCUGAAGAUCUAUUCCCCUAAUGUUCUCAGCCUGACUUUGGUUGAUUUGCCAGGGAUCACUAAGGUUCCAGUUGGUGACCAGCCUGAGGAUAUCGAGACUCAAGUCCAGGAAAUGAUUCUGACCCACAUCUCCAACCCCAACUCUCUCAUCCUCUGUGUGUCUCCAGCAAACUCUGACCUGGCCACAUCCGAUGCACUCAAACUGGCACGUGAGGUGGACCCAGAUGGCCGUAGAACUCUGCUGGUUGUGAGUAAGCUGGAUUUAAUGGACGCGGGGACAGAUGCUCUGGAGGUUCUGUUGGGUCGGGUCAUUCCGGUCAGACUGGGCAUUAUUGGUGUGGUUAACAGGAGCCAACAUGAUUUGAACACCCAGAAGAGCCUCUGUGACUCCGGUAAGGACGAACAGGCAUUCCUGCAGCGUCAUUACCCGUCGCUUGCCUCACGCUGCGGCUCAUACUACCUGGCUCGCACCCUGAGCCGACUGCUCAUGCAUCACAUCAGGGACUGUCUCCCAGAGCUGAAGACACGAGUCACGGUGCUGACCGCCCAAUACCAGUCCCGACUCAACGGCUACGGGCAGCCUGUGGAAGACCACAGCUCCACCUUGCUUCAGAUAGUCACCAAGUUCGCCACAGACUACUGCAAUACAAUCGAAGGCACUGCCAGAUACAUUCAGACCACUGAACUGUGUGGAGGAGCUCGUAUAUGUUACAUAUUCCACGAGACGUUUGGAAGAACCUUGCAAUCCAUUGACCCACUGGGAGGUCUCACCGAACUCGAUAUCCUCACCGCCAUCCGAAAUGCUACGGGUCCUCGGCCAGCUCUGUUUGUUCCUGAGGUAAGUUUUGAGCUGCUGGUGAAGAAGCAGAUGAAGAGACUGGAGGAGCCCAGCAUGCGUUGUGUGGAGCUCGUCCACGAAGAACUACAGAGGAUCAUUCAGCACUGCUCUGCCUACAGCACACAGGAGCUUUUGCGCUUUCCCAAACUGCAUGACUCAAUAGUGGAGGUGGUGACCAGCCUGCUCAGAAAACGCCUGCCAAUUACCAAUGAGAUGGUUCACAAUCUGGUUGCGAUUGAGCUGGCUUAUAUAAACACCAAACAUCCUGAUUUCACAGACGCUGCCCAGGUGUCUGCAUCCGUCAACAGCCAGCAGGUACUGAAAUUAUCUCUGUCUCUUUCUCUCUCUCUUCAGGAACAGUGUUCGUCUUGUGCUAAUAAUAUCUCCUCACAGGUUGAUGCUGGGGAUACAGGGAAGCGUUGGAAAAAUGACAAAAUUUCAUUGGAGGACAGAGGCCCUGUGCCCGGGUUUGGAAGUCCAACCAAAGCUGUUAACCUGUUGGACACGGCUGUGCCCGCAUCCCGCAAACUGAGCGCCCGUGAACAGAGAGAUUGUGAGGUCAUUCAGCGACUCAUCAACUGCUACUUCCUGAUUGUGCGGAAGAGCAUUCAGGACAGUGUGCCAAAGACUGUGAUGCAUUUCCUGGUGAAUUAUGUGAAAGAGCAUUUGCAGAGUGAGCUGGUUGGACAACUCUACAAACAGGCACUGCUCCAGGAACUCCUCAUUGAGUCUCAGGAAACCGCUCAGCAGCGCACAGAGGUCGCACAGAUGCUGGAGGCACUUAAGAAAGCCAGCAACAUUAUCUCAGAGAUCCGAGAGACUCAUCUUUGGUAGCCAAACGUUCUCAUGAACACAUCUCAGAAAAGUGUUUACAUGUCUGUGUGAGUGUAGGUCAAACAAAUUAUAUAUAAAGACAUUCAAUGCCUCUGCCAGCAAGAACAACGUGUACAGUUUAUCUAAUCUUCUUUUUUUCUGUAUCUCACGAAUCCCAUAAUUAUGUAUUUGACAGACGUCUGUGCUUAUGUGUUUGUAGACUGGAUGUAAAAUUGUAAGCAUAUCAUGUCUAAGGCACUUUCUUCAGAUUUAUUGUUGGUAGGUUUUAGACAUUGCAUAAAAUAUUUCUUAAUUUAAAGGCCAAGACAGUUUCAUACCAAAUCCGUACUUUUAUUCAUGCAAUCUCUCUAUUCUAAGCAAUGAGCAAUAUAAUUUUUCAGAAUUUAUAAAAUUUUGUUCGUGUUAGUUGAUGCCAAUACAAUUGUAAGUUCGCUGUGCAUUUUUAAUGUCAACAGUUAAAAUAUUUGACGUUAAAAAUGUUUUGGUAAAUGCUAAUGGUCUAAUAAAUGCUUUAUUUUUUAUUGAUAGCUCAUGUUAGCUAAUGGAUAAGUUGAUUUUACACACAAAUACAACCUAUGUGUUAAGUGUUACCCAUGAUCUUUAUUUCAGAAAUGACAAAAAAUUAUUUAAUUUAUGUUUUGUCAAGGUCAGACAUUAAUUUACUUUACUAGAAUUUCUCCUUAUUUAUUAGACAUAGUCAAAUUUAAGGUUGUACGCUUCAUGAGAACUUUUCACAUACAAUCAAUUUAUACAGCCAAUAUCGACUGAGAACAAACAUUCAAGUAGUAUAUUUGAUAAUAUGAUUGAGCAAAACACAAACACAAACCUAUGAAUAAACUCCAUUGCAUUUAGGAUCUUUAAUGAGACAACAUGUGACUGACGCCUAGACAUGCAAAUAAAUGGAGACGCAGUGUAAAGAGCUGUAGAACAAAGAACCUUGAUCCCGAAAGCUCAGGGGUGCCCGAGACUUGACUGGCAUGUAAUAUUUAUGCUUGUAUGAAUAUUUAUUGUAAGAGUGAAUACGCCAGUGUCAGAGAAGGUCAGAUGAGGAACAAAGAAAUGAAAACUUUCCAUCCGAAUCGGUGCUUGAAGCAUUGACCACUAUGACGAAAAACCUUGUGCACUGAAGAGGUCUGUGGAGUUGUAGAAUAUUUGUUUCUUGUUCUGAUUGAAUUGCCAUUUAUUACUAUAUUGAACUGUGUGUGUGUGGAGGUGUAGGGGGGUGAGACUUCAAUUUCAUUUGACUUUUAUUGCUGGGUGUUGCAUUAUUAGUGGAACAUGAAUUUAGAUGUGGUGGUGCGGAGGUGCAGGAUUUGUACUUAUUUUUUGCCAAAACUUGACACUUAUUUGUCCUAAUCAGAUUAAUCAAAUUGAGAUUGAAUUUCACAUGGACCCCAAUUUUAUUGCUGUUGGUCACUAGUUGCUGACCUAAAGUAAAAAAUCAGCAGUGCAGGAUUGUCAGUCUUGUCAAUCAUAUCAAGAUAAAACUGUUUGAGAUGAGUUGGAUAACCAAUUAUCAAUGUGUGAAUAAAACUAAUUUAGGACAGUGA
Triplophysa dalaica is the source of this 3793-nucleotide messenger RNA. RefSeq names its product dynamin-1-like protein. Bases 150 to 2243 code for a protein of 697 amino acids. The record is from RefSeq and is a predicted model, not a curated record. Gene Ontology annotation, biological process: mitochondrial fission. Gene Ontology annotation, cellular component: microtubule; cytoplasm; membrane. The transcript has 17 exons. Gene Ontology annotation, molecular function: microtubule binding; GTPase activity; GTP binding. NCBI's taxonomy places the organism in Eukaryota, Metazoa, Chordata, Actinopteri, Cypriniformes, Nemacheilidae.